Molecule: messenger RNA, 3777 nt
Organism: Solea senegalensis (Senegalese sole)
Lineage: Eukaryota; Metazoa; Chordata; Actinopteri; Pleuronectiformes; Soleidae
Gene: pecam1a
Product: platelet and endothelial cell adhesion molecule 1a
Exons: 14
Coding region: 160-2421 (753 amino acids)
Biological process (GO): cell surface receptor signaling pathway
Molecular function (GO): transmembrane signaling receptor activity
Source: RefSeq, a predicted model, not a curated record
GAACCCCUCCCUCAUCAGCCUUACUGCACUGAAACACACACUCCACCUCUCCCUUCCUGCGGCCCCUCCCCUCUUCUUCUGCCUGCCCUUUGCUGCCCCUCUGUCGUCGCCCCUCUGCAGCUGGAGUUUAAUCACAGCAGUGAACCACCAUCACUCAGGAUGGACACCAGACCCCCCAACCUGCCGCCGCUGCUGCUCCUCACCAUUAUCCUCCUCUUCUCACAGUGUGCAAGAGGACAGUCAUCAUACAUUAUAGAUGCCGUGGGCCUCAAAAUCCUACCUGCCAGCACUGUCCAGAGUGGCACACUAGUGACUAUGCAGUGCCGGGUCAUCGUCAGUCAUGACAACACCGCACGCCUGACGCAUAAGUUCCAGAUUGUCCGUGACGACGUUCCCAUCCGCUCCUUCACCACCACAGAAGACACAGUCGUGCAUGAACUCAAGCCGGCCAGGGCGGCCGACUCUGGCAGUUACGAAUGUCGGGUCACAGUCAAAGACAAGAGCAAAACCAGCUUCAGCCAAAAACUGGACGUCACAGGCCUGCAGGAUCCUGUUCUGUAUCUGAACAGGACCACGUUGUAUGAGGGUGACGACUUCAUAGCGACCUGCAGCGCUCCGGAAGAGAAAGGAUCCCUGAUUUUCCGUUUUUUCCGUAGGUUUAGAAAUGAAGAGUCUCAGAGGAUGAAGCAGGUAGCACCCACUGGGAACUCAUCAGAGACCACGCUGGUUCUCAGACAGGCUGGAGACUACUUCCUGUACUGCGACUAUGAGAUUAAUUUGGUUUCCGGGACCAGGCGCUCUAACCACAGCAAUGAGGUGCAAGUGAUAGUCAGAGAACUCCACAUUUCCCCUGUCAUGAAUGUGCUGCCAUCUUCUCGUGUCUUCGAGGGCGAUGUAAUAGAGGUGGUCUGUAAAGUGGUGACGUCACUGAAAAACAUCCAAGUAUUCCUGACAAAAGACAAGAGAAUCCUCAAGCAAGCACCAGUCAGCCUCAGUCAUCGGUUCACAGCGCAGGAAGGCGACUCUGGGGAGCUUGUGUGUAAGGCAGAGUGGGGCAACGUGCAGAAAGAAACCUAUAAAACACUCACUGUCAAAGAGCUGUUUUCAAAGCCCUGGCUGACUGUGGAUCCUGGGGACAUAUUCGUGGGAGACCGCUUCAAACUGACCUGCUCUGUGUCUGUUUACGUCCCUGAGAGGAUCAACAACCAAACACUGCAGUUCGCCAUCUACAAAAAUAACAUGAAGAUGACCAGUUCAGAGACGUACAUUACCCAGGCACAUCCUAGCACAAAUGGCAACUACACCUGCAAAACCAUGGCUUCUUCGGUUUCACACAGUUUUGUAAAAGAAAGUCCAACGCUGGUUGUAAAAGCCAAAGUUCCUGUCUCAAAACCUGUAAUGAGCGUGGUGGGUGGGACGCUCAUACUGGGAAGGCAUUUCCAGCUCAUCUGUCAAAGCGACCAAGGCACCCUCCCCAUCACAUACCUCCUGUACGGGCCACGGGGGCUAGUUGGGCACAGGGUGGUGGGCAAGCCAGGAGACCAAGCCGUCUUUAACUGCUCAUCCAUCUUUAAGAGCUCAGACUUAAGCAAGUUCAUGUGCCAAGCAAAAAACAGUCAACACAGGCCUCCCAUGGUUGGCUCAGGAAUGGAGGCACAGCUGCUCCGUUCAACCAAGAUCAUAGAGCCUGUGUCAAAACCAAUGCUUACUAUAGAGCCCAGCAUGGGGGACGUGUCCGAGGGCCAGGACCUGACUCUGUCCUGUUCGGUUCAAAGUGGCACUCCUCCUUUCAACUUCACCUGGUAUCGCGCUGAGUCGGAGGGAGCACUAGCGACACAGACCUCCAAAAUGCAGAAGGGAUACUACCACGUACGCAGUGUGAAGGGAGAGCACAAAGGGGGGUACUACUGCGUGAGCACCAAUCCCGCCAAUGAAAGCAAACAGAGUCAGACUAUCAUGAUCACAGUGAAGAUGGCUGGCUGGAAGAAAGGUCUCAUCGCGUUCUUCUGCAUCCUGCUCAUACUGGUCUUGAUCCUUGUUGUCGUCUUCAAAACAUGUCUCCGUCAGUUUAAAAGGAAACGAACAGGCGAGCUGUCAGUGAAGUCAGCCAGCACCAAAGUGGAGCGCUUGAGUCUCACUCAGGCAGAGGUCAUUGAGGCUGCAAAUGUCACGCCAGGCAUGAUGGGAAAAAGUGUGUGGAGUGAACAUGUGUCCGGCUCGGAGUCUGAUGACCAGAAAAGUGAGACUGCCACAACAGAACCUCACUACACAGGUGAAGACCAACACAGACAAAUCCAAACAGAGGUGAACCUGCCUCUAGCACCAGUGAAUACAGAAACAGACGCAGUGAACAGCGAAGUGAGGAACUCCAAACACGGAAACAGGAUCAGCUCCAACUGUAAACAUCUGUGUUGUUGGUGAAAGAAUGUCCCAUGAAAACAGAGGGUCCAUUCGCCAGGUGUCCAUUUCCUGCUUUCAUCAAAGAGAACUUCCUGUCCCAACAAUCAGAGUUAAGCAGCGGGUACAUCCGCUAUGACUAAGCGAAGAACAUGCCCCCAUUGUUUAAUAGUCCUGAGGGAAAUGCUUGUCCAUUGUUCUGUCAUUGGUUCCUAACAACAACAGUUUACAUCAUGUUUGUGUCACACAGUGAUACAGCAGAAGAGGAGGAGAACGUAAUAUCCACUUUGGUUUUUGCUCAAUCACUCAAGGACUUUUCAUUAUAUACAUGUAUGUUAGUGAUGUGACUGUUUGCGAUGUGAUUAGUUUCCAGUAGGAUGUACACGAUGGGCCGAAUGCCUCCGUCACUGUUCCCGUUUAAUUAAUGAAUCAUUGCAAGUUUCCCUUGAUUCCUCCUUCAUCCCUUUCAUUUCCUGAGUUUGUUCUCUGGCUUUGUUUUUACAGGUGAUCCAGAGCAGACUGUAAGUAGCAGCACACAUGCUUAAUAACCAUACCGAUAGUAACGCAUUCCAGAACCCCAGAACCUGACCUCAGCCAUUAAAACUAAAUGCCAGACAUCAGCUGUAUAAACUAACCGCGCACACAGAUCUGUUGUGUCUUGGCUCAGAACGACCUCUCUUGGAAAUGAACAGCAAUAACCAACAAUAUGCGGAAACCCCUGUGACGUCACCUCAAGUAUUAGAUUCCUCAGUACAUUAGAACACUGCAAUGUCUGAUUUGGCUGCUUCAUGGAUUUGUGUUUGUUCAAAAAUGGGAAUCAUAUCAUGUUCAUCUAAAAAAUUCUAAAUAAAAUAAAUAAAUUCAGGCAUAUUUAACAGAAUGCCAACAUCAAAAACUUAGUUCCAUUGAAAUGAAAUAAUAAUAGUAACUUUAUAUAACACUGUAUACAUCACAGUGUUACAUACUGCUUAACAAGACGUCGGAAAAAGCAAAAAGGAACUCGUUAAAACCAUUCAAACAGUUGGUAAUAAUGCAUAGAAAAGAAAUGGAAAAAAAACCAGCAGGAAUACAUAAAAAAUGACAUGAUAAAUAUGUGCAAAGUAAAUAUUCCCUAAAGCUUUGAUUUAUCACACUGAUAGAUGGAGGCAGCAAUGCCAUGUAAGAAUAAUCUUGUUGCAGGUAUAAAUAAGAGUUUCAUAUUUCAUGUUUUUAUCUCUUUUCAGCAGACCGUAGAAUAUGCAGAGCUGAAUCAUGAUACAGAUCACCAAGGUGACCACGGAGAACAUGGAGAACAGGGCGGAGACUCUGUCCAGCACGACCACCUGGAUGAGACAGGCGACAACAACACUGCUGACCACGGAGAAUAAAAACAUGACAAAA